CAAAGCUAGUCCGAGCCGUAUGCGACGCAGAUCACCCGCAAGAACACGGCGAAUCGCGGGGUCGAAGUCGACGAUCUCUCUCCGGUCGUUCGAAGAAGGAGGAAGAAGAAGAAGGAGCGAAGCGAUACGCGAGCGAUUCCGUGCGGUCGAGCGCGAUGCAGUGGUACUCCGUCGCCGCCCUCCUCACCGUCCUCACCAGUUCUCAGGGAAUUUUGACGACACUAUCUCAAAGUAAUGGGGGUUAUAAAUAUGAUUAUGCAACCGUUCCAUUUCUAGCUGAAGCUUUCAAGCUAGCUGUAUCUAGUUUGCUACUCUGGCGAGAAAUUAGGACAUCUCCUUCUAUGAGGAUGACCACAGACUGGAGAAGUGUGCGCUUAUAUCCUAUUCCUUCGAUCAUAUAUCUGAUCCACAAUAAUGUUCAGUUUGCCACGCUGACUUAUGUGGACACAUCCACGUAUCAGAUAAUGGGUAACCUGAAGAUUGUUACUACAGGGAUAUUAUUCAGGUUGUUCCUGAGAAGGAAGCUCACCAAUUUGCAAUGGAUGGCGAUUGUUCUAUUAGCUGUUGGGACAACCACAAGCCAGGUUAAAGGUUGUGGAGAAGCCUCAUGCGAAUCUUUGUUCUCAGCACCAAUCCAAGGGUACAUGCUUGGAAUUUUAUCUGCAUGUAUGUCAGCAUUAGCCGGCGUCUACACAGAGUUUCUGAUGAAGAAGAACAAUGAUAGUUUGUAUUGGCAGAAUGUACAGUUAUAUACAUUCGGUGUGAUCUUCAACAUGGCACGACUUCUCUUGGAUGAUUUUCAAGGGGGCUUUGAAAAGGGCCCUUGGUGGCAACGGCUUUUUGAUGGAUAUACCAUUACAACUUGGAUGGUGGUAUUGAACCUGGGCUCGACUGGUUUGCUGGUUUCGUGGUUGAUGAAGUAUGCAGACAACAUUGUGAAGGUUUAUUCUACGUCAAUGGCAAUGCUGCUGACAAUGGUUCUUUCCAUUUAUCUUUUCAACUUUAAGCCUACACUGCAACUUUUCUUGGGUAUCAUUAUCUGUAUGAUGUCGCUGCACAUGUACUUUGCUCCUCCAACUAUGCUUGUUGAUUAUCCUCCAAAUGCAAAAGCAGCUCCUGAAAAUCUGAAAGAGAUAACCAUUGAGCGAAAGAGUGAUUCAUGAUGCAAUGCCAAGGCCAUCACAGGUGAUAAAUGACAUUUUAUCAAGUAGUCAUCUGAAAGGAACAGCUGAUUUCAGUCCUUCCUCGCAACGUUCUAUUUGGCAUAUAAAAGGGUAAUGCUUUUGCAAAGCACACUUGAGGACAUGUACAUACUCCUGCGGUUGCUGCUGGAAGUAGAGUGAAAUGCACUCACGAGAAAGCUACAACACGGUCCUCGUGUGAAAAACUAACUUUUGAUCUGUCUGUCAAUGUUAUUGUGUAGAAGUUUCGGACCACAGUUGCAUGCAGUUUCUGGCUUAUAGCCAAAAGCAAUAGCCUAGUACACAAUCUGUGCCAAUUUUUCUUAGCAGACGCUCAAAACUAAGAUUCUUUAUUCUUCUUAUACAUUGAUUUUGCAAUAUACAGAUGUUACGGUCGCGUCAUUUCCAA
This is a messenger RNA of Syzygium oleosum, 1590 nucleotides long. RefSeq names its product CMP-sialic acid transporter 1. Lineage: Eukaryota; Viridiplantae; Streptophyta; Magnoliopsida; Myrtales; Myrtaceae. The record is from RefSeq and is a predicted model, not a curated record. The coding region runs from base 156 to 1163 and encodes 335 amino acids. Gene Ontology annotation, biological process: pyrimidine nucleotide-sugar transmembrane transport. The transcript is spliced from 8 exons. Gene Ontology annotation, cellular component: Golgi membrane. Gene Ontology annotation, molecular function: pyrimidine nucleotide-sugar transmembrane transporter activity.